AUGAAGACUGAGACUAUUAAUAAUCCAGGAACGCUCUACACGGUUCCUACUCUGAACAUCUCCAACUGUGUUACUGUCACUCUCACCGGUCAAAACUACGCUCUAUGGAAGAAUCAGUUGGAGACUUUCCUCGCCGGUCAAGGUCUGCUCGGGUUCGUUAAUGGAUCCAUCUCUGUUCCUCAAGCUACUGUCAAUGUCACUGGAACUGACGGCACUCCAUCGCAGAGGCUAAAUCCAGAAUAUCAGAGCGAGUAUCAGAACUGGGUCCGAACCGACUCUGUUGUCAACUGUUCGACGUCCUAUCAGGUAUGGAACACUCUGGCAAACCAUUUUAACAGAGUCUCCUCCUCUAGGUUGUUUGAGCUUCAACGAAAGUUGCAGACCAUAGAGAAGAAAGAUAGAACUAUGAUAGUGUAUCUCAGAGAACUUAAGAGUAUUUGUGACCAAUUAGCUUCAGUUGGUAGUCCUGUCACUGAGAAAAUGAAGAUAUUUGCUGCACUAAACGGGUUAGGACGUGAGUAUGAACCGAUCAAAACCACGAUCGAGAAUACUGUCGACUCUGUUCCUGGUCCAACUCUGGAUGAUGUAAUCCCGAAGAUUACAGGUUAUGAUGACCGACUUCAGUCCUACUUGGUCGAGAACUCGGUGACUCCACACCUCGCCUUCAAUGUGUCUCAACAAAAUAUUCCAGGGUAUUAUCAGCCUAACAGCAACAGAAGAGGCAGAGGAAAUGGUAGGUUCAAUAACAGCUAUCAAGCUGAUGACAUUCCAGCAGCCUUGACUGCGAUGCGUAUCACUGAUGUCACGGACCAACAUGGUCACGAAUGGCUGCCAGACUCAGGGUCCUCUGUUCAUGUUACGCCCUCUACUCAAGCUCUGCAUCACUCUCAACCAUACACAGGUUCCGAUUCAGUGAUGGUAGGCGAUGGUACGUUUCUUCCCAUUACUCACACAGGUUCCGCCAGUAUAGCUUCUACAUCAGGUAAUCUACCCUUGAAGGAUGUGCUUGUUUGUCCUAAUAUUGCUCGAUCACUGUUGUCUGUUUCAAUGACAAGGGCAAAGACUAAACAGCUUGCUGGAGCUGUUCAUUUGAUAUUUGAAGAUAUUUGGAGCAAAGAGAGCAUGAGAAUUUCUAUUGGAGAAGAUAUCUAUCAAGUCCAGCCUACUUUGAGUCUAAUUCAAGUCCAAGAAAGCCCAAAAUAA
Camelina sativa (false flax) is the source of this 1203-nucleotide messenger RNA. The record is from RefSeq and is a predicted model, not a curated record. NCBI's taxonomy places the organism in Eukaryota, Viridiplantae, Streptophyta, Magnoliopsida, Brassicales, Brassicaceae.